AGUUCUGACAUCAAUUAAUUGAUAACGAUGACUGGUACUAUCUCUUGAGAGAACUGCUUGAUAAAUCUGUGAUAUUGUUGGGAUUAAGGAAGGCCAUUAGUUCUCCCGCUUAGUUGUGUAUAAAUUAAUUAAAUUAAUCGACAGAAGGCGGCGCGCGCAAUAACGAUUACACGAGAGGGGAUAACGAGGGUCCAAGUACAAGAAGUCAGUUGUGUCAGGGAGCCACAGGUUGCGCAUCCGAAUUUCAACCAUGAGACGCAACAACGCGUCCUCGGGAACUGCGCAUGGCGGCAUUGUUUUAACCUGUUUGCUCGGCUGGGGUCUUUCUUACUACGCGUUCCAGGUGGAAAAUGCAAAGGAGCAGGACGAAUCAUACGAGGCGGUGUGCGACGUGAGCGAACACGUGAGCUGCUCAAAGGCCUUUUUUUCAGAGUACGGAAAGGGUUUCGGCUUGGUUCCAAAGGAUUCCUGGCUUUACGCGUCCAACAGUCUCUACGGAAUAGUUUUUUACGCCUGCGUUGCUGUUUUGAAUUGGUAUGACAGCGCCGUCAGCGUCGCGCUCAUGCUCUUCCUGGCGAUCCUCGCGAACCUCGGCACGAUUUACCUCGUUUACAUUCUCUACCUGCUGAAGAACGUCUGCCUGGUCUGCGUCAGCCUCUACGUCGUCGAUGCGAUGCUCCUGGUCUUCGUCGUGAAGAAAUCCAGAGCGCUUUUCGCCAAAAAGGCGAAACCACAUUAGCGGGAACAAAACUAAUGGGGUCGCUCGAACGAAACGCUCGCGACUUAUGAUGCAUCGUAUAAACUGUAAUUUAUUCUCGCAA
Messenger RNA from Orussus abietinus, 821 nucleotides. It is a transcript of the gene Vkor, whose product is annotated as vitamin K epoxide reductase complex subunit 1-like protein 1. Gene Ontology annotation, biological process: peptidyl-glutamic acid carboxylation; vitamin K metabolic process. The transcript is spliced from 3 exons. NCBI's taxonomy places the organism in Eukaryota, Metazoa, Arthropoda, Insecta, Hymenoptera, Orussidae. The record is from RefSeq and is a predicted model, not a curated record. Bases 251 to 739 code for a protein of 162 amino acids. Gene Ontology annotation, molecular function: vitamin-K-epoxide reductase (warfarin-sensitive) activity.